GAUUCAAUAAUCACAUUAUUUUCAGAAUGUCGAAUGAUGGACAGUUCGAAGAUGCCCCAAUCGAAUAUAUCGGUCUCAAGUUUGAAAAAGAAAUGAAACUCGAGGAAGACAUCGUCGACGAUGUUGAUUCAGAUUUCAGCGAUGAAGGAUAUGACGAGGAGUUUCAAGUGCGUGGCGCAGGUAGGGCUGGAGGCGGAAACAUGAUACUCCAGUCCUCCGCCGUGAACGUCAAGAGUUUUCAACCAACUGAGAAACUAUUUAAGAAGUUUGUGAAUAAGAUCAAUGUUGAUAAAUACGAGGGACCAGCGCUAAGUAUCCUUCAAGAACAAAAUAAGAAGAAUGAUAAGGACCGACAUAGAGUUAAAGAUGACUCCGACAGAGCUACAGUUGAACAGGUUAUGGAUCCCAGGACGAGAAUGAUCCUGUUCAAACUCCUCAACCGAGGUUUCAUCUCAGAAAUCGAUGGAUGUAUUUCUACCGGGAAGGAAGCAAAUGUGUACCACUGCACCAAUAGCGAAGGGAAGAGCAGAGCUAUUAAGAUUUAUAAAACUAGUAUUCUAGUUUUCAAGGACAGAGAUAAAUAUGUGAGCGGAGAGUUCCGGUUCAGACAAGGAUACGGAAGGAAGAAUCCACGUAAGAUGGUGAAAACUUGGGCGGAGAAGGAGAUGAGAAACCUGACCAGGAUUCACAAGGCGGGGAUAGCCUGUCCCGAACCCAUUCUUCUCCGCUCCCAUGUUUUACUCAUGGACUUUCUAGGCACGGACGGUUGGCCGGCACCUAGGCUUAAGGACAAGGAGAUAUCGGAGUCAAAAGCGAGAGAGUUGUACCGCGACAUCAUUCUCACCACCAGGAAAAUGUUUCACGAGUGUAAACUAGUACACGGAGAUCUAUCCGAGUUCAACCUGCUCUACCACGAAGGGAAAGCGUACUUUAUCGACGUCUCUCAGUCCGUGGAGCACGAUCAUCCUCACGCUCUGGAGUUCCUGAGAAAAGAUUUGACUAAUGUGAAUGAGUUCUUCAGAAGGAAAGGUGUAGCAGUUCUUGGAUUAAAGGAGUUGUUUGACUGGGUUGUUAGUCCAACUGGAGAUAGUGGUGAGGCUGCACUUGACCUCCUUGCUGAGGUCGCUGCCGGAAGGUCGGAGGCUGAGAGGUCAGCCCAGCAGCAGGUGGAUGAGGAGGUCUUCAAACAAGUUUUCAUUCCUCGACGUUUAAACGAGGUGUUAAGUCCUGAGACUGACCAGAAUAAAAUUGCAACCGGAGGAGACGAUUCUGUACAAUACCAGUCCGUCAUCGGACUAGACCUACCCAAACCUCUACAGGACGAACACAGUGAGGACGAGUGUAGUGAAGACGAUGAAAGCAAUGACGGUGAUUACUCCUGCGAGGACGAGGCGGAAUCUACUAAAGGGUUUAAAAGCUCCCGGCGUCCAAGGGACGAGGAUAAAGACAGUAAGAAAGAAAGAAAACAGGCAGUAAAGGACGCCAAGGCUGAGAAACGAAAGGAUAAAGUGAAGAAACAUGUUAAAAAGAAGAAGGAGCAGGCAGGACGGAGUAACACUAAAAAGUAAAAAUAUGUAAUUUUCUAUUUCUAAAUUUUCCAGA
Eurytemora carolleeae is the source of this 1602-nucleotide messenger RNA. RefSeq names its product serine/threonine-protein kinase RIO1 (gene RIOK1). Gene Ontology annotation, biological process: maturation of SSU-rRNA. The record is from RefSeq and is a predicted model, not a curated record. Gene Ontology annotation, molecular function: protein serine/threonine kinase activity; ATP binding. Bases 27 to 1568 code for a protein of 513 amino acids. Gene Ontology annotation, cellular component: preribosome, small subunit precursor; cytosol. The transcript has 4 exons. NCBI's taxonomy places the organism in Eukaryota, Metazoa, Arthropoda, Copepoda, Calanoida, Temoridae.